CUGGCGCAUACAACGGAAUCUGGUGGCGGUGUGUGAAGCGCGUCUGGUCCUAACCGCGGCCGGCCGGACUGCGGCACGGCUCGCUCAGCAGCAUCCUGGGGUGUUGUCCCCGCUGUUCCUCCUCCCCUCACACCCCCGGGCGAACCGAGGAACCGGCGCCAUGGGCGGGGAGGAGGAGAUCGUGCGCAUCGCCAAGCGGCUCGACAAGAUGGUCGCCAAGAAGAGCGCGGAAGGAGCAAUGGAUUUGCUGAAGGAGCUGAAAAGUAUGCCAAUAACUCUGGAUUUACUGCAGUCUACCCGUAUUGGGAUGUCUGUGAAUGCGCUCCGGAAGCAAAGUACAGAUGAAGAUGUGAUUGCACUUGCCAAAUCACUUAUCAAGGCCUGGAAAAAACUCCUAGAUGCCUCAGAGGAUAAGAGCGAUGAGAAGAAAAGGAAUUCCUCUUUGCCCGCUUCCUCUUCAAAGGAGAGCAGUGACUCAAGAGACCAAAGCUCCACCAAAAGACAGGACCAUCCGAAGACCCCCACCACUCCCAAAAUCACUACCUUCCCACCAGUGCCUGUCACAUGUGACACCGUGCGUAACAAGUGCCGUGAAAUGUUGACUUCUGCUCUACAGACAGACAGUGACUUCGUGGCCAUCGGUGCUGACUGUGAGCAGAUUGCUGCCCAGAUUGAAGAAUUUAUAUACCAAGAUGUUAAGAACACCGAUUUGAAGUACAAAAACCGUGUCAGGAGCCGCAUUUCCAAUCUGAAGGACUCCAAGAACCCUGACCUCCGCAAGAACGUCUUGUGCGGCGCCAUCAGUGCAGAGCAAAUUGCAGUGAUGUCCUCAGAGGAAAUGGCGAGCAACGAGCUGAAAGAGAUCCGGAAAGCCAUGACCAAGGAGGCCAUCCGGGAGCAUCAGAUGGCUAAAACGGGAGGGACCCAGACUGACCUCUUCACUUGUGGAAAGUGCAAGAAAAAGAACUGCACCUAUACCCAGGUGCAAACCCGCAGUUCAGAUGAGCCAAUGACCACUUUUGUUGUGUGCAACGAGUGUGGGAACCGCUGGAAGUUCUGCUGAGACGCCUCCGGUGGGAGCAGGGACAGCCAACCCCGGCCCGGACCUCCGCCGUGCGCUCCCCUGACGUCGCCAGCACAUUUUGUACUGUUUUUGUCGCCGAGUUUGCUUUGUGCUCUGUACAUCAUCCAGGUGAAGAGGGCCCAGCUGUAGCCACGCCUGUGGGAAAGAGCGGCGUCUGGGAAGGCACCAGAUGAGAGGUCAUGUGGACUGACCACCUUAUCAGUAUUGUGAGGGUUUGGAACAGUAUUAAGCGUUUUUUUGUGUGUUUUCUUAAAAACAUAUGCAUAUUGGCCAGGCGUCUAGUCUUGAAUCUCAAAGGGCACAAUAGCUUCUUGCCACGUUCCUCGGCUCCAGGAAUUCUUAAGUUAUGUCAGCACUGGUUUGCUUGGGCUGGUAAGAGCCACAAGCUAGUUCUAGACCCCAGGAAAGGGUUGUACGUUAUGACUCUGGGCCAUCACCUCCAGUCAGCUAAUGUAGCUUAAGGAUAGAUUGGGGAAAGUGCUGCCUCUUGCAACUGGAAGAAUGCAGGCAGCAUCUGCACGGGAGGAGAGCCGACCACUCCUGGGAAAGCGCCGGCUGCUUCUCCUUCCCUUUGCUGCACCUAGCAAUCUGUGCCAUUUUUAUUAUUUUUUUAUUUGGUAUGUUCCAUGUACAGUUGCAAACGAACAAAACAAUAAAAUUCCUAAACGAACAA
Molecule: messenger RNA, 1757 nt
Organism: Elgaria multicarinata webbii
Lineage: Eukaryota; Metazoa; Chordata; Lepidosauria; Squamata; Anguidae
Gene: TCEA2
Product: transcription elongation factor A2
Exons: 10
Coding region: 161-1063 (300 amino acids)
Biological process (GO): transcription elongation by RNA polymerase II; DNA-templated transcription
Cellular component (GO): nucleus
Molecular function (GO): nucleic acid binding; zinc ion binding
Source: RefSeq, a predicted model, not a curated record